UUUCACAAAUCGUUAAAAAGCUAUUGCUCCAGUUAAAGAAAGAAUUGAUGAACUAGAAAUUCAAUUAAAUAAAUUACAAAUUGCUUUUGAUGAUCUAUCAACCUAUAAACAAAUCUUCGCUUUUAUGACAUUACAGAAAAUAUUGGAGAAGAUACCAAUCAAUUAAUAAUUGAUACAUGCGCCAAAAUUGAUAUUGCUAUUAAUAAUGAAGAUAUUAGUGUCAGUCAUCGUAUUGGUAAAGUAAACAAUUCUAUGGAUCAACGUCCACGUGCUAUUAUUGUGCGAUUCUUGCGUUAUGGUGCAUACUUCGGAAUAAGAAAAGACUAG
Messenger RNA from Didymodactylos carnosus, 327 nucleotides. The record is from the annotation of a GenBank genome assembly. Lineage: Eukaryota; Metazoa; Rotifera; Eurotatoria; Philodinida; Philodinidae.